Dioscorea cayenensis subsp. rotundata (Guinea yam) is the source of this 1480-nucleotide messenger RNA. RefSeq lists its product as uncharacterized. NCBI's taxonomy places the organism in Eukaryota, Viridiplantae, Streptophyta, Magnoliopsida, Dioscoreales, Dioscoreaceae. The transcript is spliced from 8 exons. The record is from RefSeq and is a predicted model, not a curated record. Bases 268 to 1446 code for a protein of 392 amino acids.
GGCAGGAUGAGAAAAGGUGCUGGAUUCGAUCUACAUCAUUGUGGCGCAGGUGCUCAUCUUGGUGGCAUGCGUGGAGCUUAGCGAUGUCGCCUCCGUCGUCGAUGUCUACCGCCUCAUCCAGUACGAUCUAUCCGGUGCUCCAAUUGGUUCCCGUCUUGCUGGCCUCAAUCAUCAUGCUGGUGCUACUCCCUUUGCAUAUGGUGCCGAUCUUUCGCGUACAGCCGUCAUCAUGCCCAUUCGCGAACUUAAUCUCACCUUUCUGCGAGGAUGGCACCCGGGUUGAGAUUUAGAAGUAAAAAAAAAGUUAUACAACAAACUCAAAAUAAUGAACAAUUGGGACAACCUUCAACAAUCUCGGAACAAAAUUUGCCAAAUGAGCAAGUUCUUCAACCUCAUCAAGUUUCAGUAGAUGUCAACUCAAAUGAUGUAGCAACCAUUAUUCCGCCUAAAAGGGUGCGUGGCCCGACUAGAGGCUUGGGGCUAGAAAAAUUUAUUAAAGGAAAUAAUAAAAUGGUGAUAGAUAUUCCAAAAGGUAAAGGUAGACCAGUUUCAGAAGUUCAAUCAGCGAAAUUGUCUUCUGAAAUUGGAUUGAUUUCUCGACAAUUUAUCCCAGUUCCAACAAAAUGGAAAGGUAUGACUAAUGAUGAUAAGAAUCAUGCCAUGGAAAGGCUUAAGAGCAAGUUUGAGAUUGACUUUGAUGAUACAUACAUCCAAAGCUCUGUGAUGUCAAUUUUGUCGAAAUUAUCUAGAAACCAACGAUACAAGCUUCAUUUGUACUAUAAAUCACUUCCAAAUGAUCAAGAGGCACGCCAAAAGCCGCCAUCUAAGUUCAACUUGACUCAAGAAAACUGGGAAGCGCUUUGUGAUAUGUUUAGCAAUCCCGAAUACAAGGCAAAGUGUGAAAAAAAUAAAACAUGUCGACAGAAAGUCAAGUUUCCUCAUAAUCAAGGGUCAAAGGCAUUUGUUGCAAGUCGUUAUGCAAUGCGUAAUGAUGAAGAGGAGCCCAAUAGGAUGGAAUUCUUCAAGAGGACGCAUUAUUCAGAGGCUAAAGGAUGGUCAAAUCCUAUGGCUCAAUCAGAUUAUGAGAAAAUGCAAGAAUUGCUAUCAAAGCCUAUUGAAGAAGGAAUGGAACCUAGGACUAUUGACUCCAUAGUAGAUGAAGUGCUUGGAACUAAGGCAGGCUACAUCAAAGGGCUUGGAUAUGGGCCUAAGCCUGAUAAACAAACCACAAGUCCAACAAUUUCCAAAUUAUCGGAAAAGCUUAAGAAGACUAAACGUAAACUUAAGCAACAUAAGUUGAAUUUUGAACUUGUUCGAGAUCACAUGCAAAUAAUGACUCAAGCUAUGGUUGGUUAUGGAAUACAAGUGCCUAUGCCACAAUUUGCAGCUUCAAGUGAACCGAGUUCUCCCUCAAUGGAAUCAUUGUCAUCAGAAGGAUCGGAUUGAAAGCUAUCAAAUAAGUUGCAACAUCUAUCAAUUU